Messenger RNA from Penicillium waksmanii, 3138 nucleotides. RefSeq names its product putative C6 transcription factor (Mut3). Gene Ontology annotation, molecular function: DNA-binding transcription factor activity, RNA polymerase II-specific; zinc ion binding; sequence-specific DNA binding. The coding region runs from base 1 to 3138 and encodes 1045 amino acids. The transcript has 4 exons. Lineage: Eukaryota; Fungi; Ascomycota; Eurotiomycetes; Eurotiales; Aspergillaceae. Gene Ontology annotation, cellular component: nucleus. Gene Ontology annotation, biological process: positive regulation of transcription by RNA polymerase II; DNA-templated transcription. The record is from RefSeq and is a predicted model, not a curated record.
AUGGCCACCACCUCCGGCGUUCACAGUGAGGACGAUGAUCCCGCUCUGAACGACUAUCUGAAUGAUGACGACCCCUCUCAGGGCUCCAUGCAUGAGGGGUCCCCCUCGGACUCCAAGCUUGGCUCUCAGUCCUUGCCGAUGCAGAAGCGCAGACGAGUAGGUCGCGCUUGUGACGAGUGCCGUCGAAAGAAAAUCAAAUGUGAUGGCAAACAGCCCUGUACCCACUGUACAGUUUAUAGCUAUGGUGGGAUAUUCCCUUCAACCCUCCGCUUCCCCGCUACAUACCGGUAUCGCACGUGGCUAACAUUCCAUUCGUUAGAUUGUACCUAUGACCAACCCUCUAAUCGCCGCCGUAACCCCGCCCCUCAAUAUGUCGAAGCCCUCGAAGCACGUAUGCACAAGGCCGAAGCCCUUCUACGAAGUGUAAUCCCCGAUAUCAAUCUUGAUGACCCUCAACUGGACAUGCGUGCGACAGAGCAGCGAUUGAAGAAUGCCCAGAAAGAGAAGCAAACACCAUCGGGCCCUCUACCCAAGCCCCCGACGGCCCCAACCGCCCCUCCAGAGACCGGGCAAGAAGGAGGGGAAGAAUCGCUGUUGGAGACAAUGGUGGACAACUCAGGCUUCCUUGACCGCGACGAUCAAGGACACUGGGAUUACCAUGGACAUACCUCCGGCAUCAUCUUCGCGCGACGCCUGCGCAAACAACUCGGCGCCGAUAUCCCCCUUGCCCAGCCUCGCGGCAUGUCCCAGAUACUCGAGAGUCCCAAGUCCGUAACAGGGUCACCACAGGAUGCAGCAUUUACACCAACCAACGAUUUGCCAGACCGUGAAGUAGCUCGCCGCCUGUGUCACAAUGCGAUCGACCAUGCAUGCUCACUGAUGCGGUUCGUGCACGAGCCUUCUUUCUUUGCCAACCUCGAUCGCAUCUACGAGACGCCCCCGGAACAAUACACCAACGAAGAAAACUCAUUCAUACCACUUCUGUACAUUGUAAUGGCUGUUGGGUGCCUAUUCUCUGACGAUGGGGCUGGCACCCUGGAUUUUGCUGGAUACGAAGGAGCCAUUGGCCAAGGUUUUGUCUUCUUCAAAGCAGGUCGGCAGUUGCUUGAAGUCACCGAUUGCCGUGAUCUGACCUCGCUACAAGCCAUUUGCUUCAUGAUUCUUUUCCUACAGUCUUCUGCUAAACUGAGCACUUGCUACUCUUACGUCGGAAUUGCACUUCGUUCAGCUCUACGCUUGGGUCUGCAUCGUGCAGUGACUGCCGAUUUUAACCCCAUCGAGCGAGACUUACGAAAGCGUAUUUUCUGGGUCGUCCGCAAGAUGGAUGUCUACGUCAGCACCCUUCUAGGCCUCCCUCAGAUGUUGAGCGAGGAUGACAUUGACCAGGAAUAUCCUUUGGAAGUUGAUGGCGAUUUCAUCACUAGCCAGGGCAUCCUUCAAAUGCCUUCCGAUUACACUCCAUUAAUGGCAGGAUGCAAUGCGCACACACGCCUAUGCAAUGUCAUUUUGAAGGUAGUCAAGUACAUCUACCCCGUGAAGAAUGCUCGCCAUCGCUCAAAAUCCAAUCAUCGGUACAUGGUCAGCCAUUCUAAGAUUCGUGAAAUUGAGCGCGAUCUUCAGACUUGGAUGGAGGAGCUACCAGCAGCUUUGCGGCCCGGCACUGAGGUGUCACCCCAACUGGAACGAAUUCGCCAACUGCUCCGAAUCAGCUAUGCGCAUGUGCAGAUGGUCAUGUAUCGCCCAUUCCUACACUACGUCUCUGGAGGGUCACAGGCGCGUGGCGUCGACAAGCGAUCAUAUGCUUGUGCAGCGGCGUGUGUCAGUGUGUCCCGAAACAUCGUUCACAUCACGACUGGAAUGCAUAAGAGGGCCCUACUCAACGGCUCAUUCUGGUUUACGAUGUACACGACAUACUUUGCCAUUCUCUCCUUGAUAUUUUUCGUUCUCGAGAACCCUGACUCGCCCACGGCAAAGGACGGUGUUCUUAAAGAUGCCAUGGAAGGCAAGAAUACGCUGGCUGGACUAGCUAAGAAGAGCAUGGCAGCAGACAGGUGCUCCCAGAGUCUGAACUGCCUCUUCAAGACCUUACCAGAGAUGUUGAAGAACCGCCAGAGCUCUAAGACCCCUGUUAACCUCAAGCGAUCGGCCCCCUCCGGUGUUCCUGCUGAGGCCGAGCCUGUCCAAAUAAAAGCGGAGCAGAUGACUUUGCCUCAUCGUUCAAGUACUUUCCCGGCACAAAUGAUGUCAAACAACCCCAAACUCAAUCCGACAAGCCGUCGACAGAAGAGUAUGGACACUACUACUCAGUUCAACAACCGGCCCACUGAGAGCGGUACUCAGUCGGCCUGGAUGGCUGCUUCGCCAGAAUUGUUAACGGAAGCUAUGUCCACACCUGAGCCUGUUUCCGCGACCUCUCUUGGCUCCUCAUUCUCCAACCAAGAUCCAUCAAGCUUGGCAUGGGCCCAGCAAUUUAGCAACCCGAACAAUCUCCCUGAUCUCAUGCCUAUGAUGUUCCCGUCCGACGAUCCCUUUGCUUAUCCCACGCAGCCGAUGUCAACAUUAGAAGACGACCACUUCCGACAUGACCGAGCAGGCAUUCCCCAACCUUCUUUCCCUUUCGAUCAGUCUGCAGGAAGACCUCCUAGUACUCCAGGCGACCCGAAUAUGCCGUCGCCCAAUUUUGAUAGCUUCAGCAACCUCCCUGGCUUCUCUGUCGGAACACACGGUGGCAUCAAAUCUUCGGUACCUAACCGCCUCCAGGCUAGCAACACUCAAUCCAUGAACUCCUCGCGACUGAACUCGCCCAUUUCGCAGGUGCAGUCGCCCAGCGAAGCUCUCAGCAGCCCGGAUUUGGUUUCCAUUCCGAAUCAGAACUUCGUUUGGCAAGGGUACAAUUUCCAACCGAGCAAUAUCGCACCCCAGCCUCCGACUUCCCAAUCACAAGAAAAUCCGGCCCCCAAUGGCAACGGCAACGGCAACGGCAUUCUAGAUUUCAAUAUGGGUCUGGACGAGAAUUCCAUGGGCUUGAAAAUGGAAGGAAUAUCCUUCGACGAUCUCUUCGGGAACAAUGCUGCCUACAACCCAGGCAACUUGGCUCCUAACGAUGACUGGACUCAGUGGAUGAAUGCAGGCUCCUGA